AAAAAUCGAAAAGGUGAAAGAUUCCAUUCUGAUUUAGCUAGCAUCAUAAAUUCAUAAUAACAAGGUGCUGAUAAUUCAUUUUUCCAAAUCAAACGCAACAGGGAAGGUAGAAGGAAACGCAAUUCAAUCCAAUUCCAUUUCCCUUUCCUUCCCUUCCCUUUGCAUUUCCUUAUUCAAAUACCUCUUUUUCUGUUUCCAAGAAUCGUAUAAUCAAUCAAACAACGAUUUUCUUCGAUUUUGAUCUCAUGGGUCAAGCUUUUCGCAAGCUUUUCGAUACCUUCUUCGGCAAUACCGAGAUGCGGGUUGUCAUGCUUGGUCUUGAUGCUGCUGGAAAAACAACUAUACUCUACAAGCUUCACAUUGGAGAAGUUUUAUCCACAGUUCCUACAAUUGGUUUUAAUGUAGAGAAGGUUCAGUAUAAGAAUGUUAUUUUCACCGUUUGGGAUGUUGGAGGUCAGGAGAAAUUGAGGGCACUCUGGAGGCAUUAUUUUAACAACACAGAUGGUUUGAUCUAUGUUGUUGAUAGUUUGGACCGUGAGAGAAUUGGGAAAGCAAAGCAAGAAUUCCAGAAUAUCAUAAAUGACCCAUUUAUGCUCAACAGUGUCAUCUUGGUGUUAGCCAACAAACAGGACUUGAGAGGAGCGAUGACGGCAAGGGAAGUAUGUGAUGGAUUAGGUCUCUUUGAUCUCAAAAAUAGAAAAUGGCACAUACAAAGCACUUGUGCACUUAAGGGCGACGGCCUUUAUGAGGGUUUGGACUGGUUGUCCUCAACACUAAAGGAGAUGAGAGCUGCUGGAUACUCUUCAUUAGGCCUAGGAACUUCAUCUUUCUAGUUUUCCGGGUAUUUUGGCUUUGGGAUUUUGCGAUUUUCCGACCUCUCAUUUACAGUUCUAGAAUACAUUGAUUGGUAAUCAAAUUCUUUGGGUUUUAUCUGGAGCUGACGGAGAAUAUAGUUACUUGGCCUUUCAGGGUACAUAAAGAUAUGUGACUUGCUAUGAUUAUAGAAGUUUGUACAUGUCAAAUUAACUAAAUUCUGUUACUGUAUUCUUACUCCACGUUAAGUGCGUGAAUAUUGGAUAAAAAAGUCUUGGAUACUGGCCGGAUCAGUUGCUUA
Molecule: messenger RNA, 1114 nt
Organism: Vicia villosa (hairy vetch)
Lineage: Eukaryota; Viridiplantae; Streptophyta; Magnoliopsida; Fabales; Fabaceae
Exons: 7
Coding region: 246-833 (195 amino acids)
Biological process (GO): intracellular protein transport; vesicle-mediated transport
Cellular component (GO): cytoplasm
Molecular function (GO): GTP binding; GTPase activity
Source: RefSeq, a predicted model, not a curated record